Molecule: messenger RNA, 498 nt
Organism: Fusarium graminearum PH-1
Lineage: Eukaryota; Fungi; Ascomycota; Sordariomycetes; Hypocreales; Nectriaceae
Exons: 2
Coding region: 203-367 (54 amino acids)
Source: RefSeq, a predicted model, not a curated record
CUAAACUUGACCAAAAAUAAAUUAAUUCACCUUCUUUCGAAAAGCCCUUGCCGGCCAUUUUUUUUAAUUCAAUUCUUAUUCUCUUGUGUUUCAGCUGGUUCUGUAACUUCAAGCGUCUUUCUCUAUCUCUUAUUCCCCACAAUAUCUUGUCUCUUGAGUAUCUCUUCAAGCAUCACGCCACUGCGUAUUAAACCUCGUCACAAUGAAGACUACAAUCUUUGUCACGCUUCUUUCUGCUGCUGCGUCUAUCGUCAGCGCCGGCAUCGUCGUUACGCCUGUGUUUUUUGACCAGAUUGUUGAGAAGCUCUCUGGUGAUUGUCCCUUUGGCGUUGUCACACCUCAGGGCUGCGCUCGUCAGCGUGGUUAGAGGGUCAGGUCACGGAGUGGAAAAGAAGUAUUUUGUUACGGGAUAGACCCAGGUCUAAGGAACUGUUCAACUUGGGCGUGCCAUUCUUUGAUGGACGAAGAAAUAAUACCAUUCAAGCGUGUCUUUUAUUU